This is a messenger RNA of Peromyscus eremicus (cactus mouse), 2518 nucleotides long. RefSeq names its product protocadherin beta-7-like. NCBI's taxonomy places the organism in Eukaryota, Metazoa, Chordata, Mammalia, Rodentia, Cricetidae. Gene Ontology annotation, cellular component: plasma membrane. Gene Ontology annotation, biological process: homophilic cell-cell adhesion. The transcript has a single exon. The coding region runs from base 158 to 2518 and encodes 786 amino acids. Gene Ontology annotation, molecular function: calcium ion binding. The record is from RefSeq and is a predicted model, not a curated record.
UAACGGCAGCAAGCGCUGGGAGAAGGUGCCUCUCUCCUUUCACAGGAAUUGCUAGUAUCCAGAUCAUUCCUAAGGAUUCCAAGCUGCUUGCAUUCCAGGGAGCUGCUUGAGGCUAAGCAGAAGGAUUUUUGUUUUUAUUUUGAACGUCUGAGAAAGAAUGGAGGCCAGAUUGGAGCGAGCUGUGCAGAAAAGGCAAGUACUGUUUCUUUGUGUGUUUCUGGGAGCGUCUUGGGCUGGCGCCGAACAGCUUCAGUAUUUUGUGGCGGAGGAAACGGAGAGAGGCACGCCCCUGGCCAAUCUAGCUAAGGAUUUGGGGUUGGGGCUGGGGGAACUGUCAGCUCGAGGGCCUAGAAUUGUCUCAGACCAAAACACGGGGUUUUUACUGCUCAGCUCGCUUACGGGAGACUUAAUUCUAAAUGAAAAGCUGGACCGGGAGGAACUGUGCGGCCCCACGGAGCCCUGUGUGCUGACUUUCCAGUUGCUGUUGGAAAACCCAUUUCAGAUUCAUCGGGCUGCGCUGCAUGUCAAAGAUAUAAAUGAUAAUUCCCCAGUCUUUCUAGACAAGGAAAUUCCCUUGAAAAUAUCAGAAAGCACAACUCCAGGGGCAACAUUUCUCUUGGAGAGGGCGCAGGAUUCCGAUGUGGGGACGAACAGCCUGAGUAACUACACCAUCAGUCCCAACGCGUAUUUCCACAUUCACGUGCAUGAUGGAGGGGAGGGCACUGUCUUUCCCGAAUUGGUACUGGAUCAAACGCUGGACCGAGAAGAAACAGCAGAGUUCACUUUAACGCUCACAGCCUUAGAUGGUGGAUCUCCGCCCAGAUCCGGGACAGCCCUGGUUCGAAUCCUGGUGUUAGACAUAAAUGACAACUCGCCCGAGUUCGUGCAGCCCCUCUACAGGGUACAGUUACCUGAAAACACCCCGGUUGGCUCCUUGGUUGUUGCUGUGUCCGCCAGGGAUUUAGACACGGGAAGUUACGGACAGAUAGCAUACGCAUUUUUCUAUGCCACUGAAAGAAUUCUCCAAACGUUUCAAAUCAAUUCUACAACCGGCCAUCUUUAUCUUAAAGGUGAGCUCGACUACGAAGCAAUUCAAACUUACUCGAUAACUACACAGGCCAAAGACAGCGGGGGACUUUCUGGAAAGUGCACUGUGGUUGUGGAGGUACUGGAUGUAAAUGAUAACCCACCUGAACUUCUCAUGUCUUCGCUUACUAGCCCAAUUGCUGAAAACUCACCAGAGACGGUCGUUGCUGUUUUCAGAAUUAGAGACAGAGAUUCGGGAAACAAUGGGAAAACCAUGUGCUCCAUACCACAUGAUCUCCCUUUUGUCCUGAAGCCAUCCGUGGAAAAUUUCUAUACUUUAGUAACAGAGACGCCUUUAGAUAGAGAAUCGCACUCUGAGUACAACAUCACCAUCACAGUCACUGACAUGGGCACACCCAGGCUCACAACCCAGCACACCAUAACAGUGCAGGUGUCUGACGUCAACGACAACGCCCCCGCCUUCACACAAACCUCCUACACCCUGUUUGUCCAGGAGAACAACAGCCCUGCCCUGCACAUAGGCACCAUCAGCGCCACAGACUCAGACUCAGGCUCCAAUGCCCACAUCACCUACUCUCUGCUGCCGGCACACGACCUGCAGCUGGGCCUGGCCUCGCUCUUCUCGAUCAACGCCAACAACGGGCAGCUCUUCGCGCUCAGGGCGCUGGACUAUGAGGCUCUGCAGACCUUCGAGUUCCACGUGGGCGCCACAGACCAAGGCUCUCCUGCACUCAGCAGCCAGGCGCUGGUGCGAGUGCUGGUGCUCGACGCCAACGACAAUGCGCCCUUCGUGCUCUACCCGCUGCAGAACGCCUCUGCACCCUGCACAGAGCUGCUGCCCAGGGCGGCAGAGCCAGGCUACCUGGUCACCAAGGUGGUGGCAGUGGACCGCGACUCUGGACAGAAUGCCUGGCUGUCCUUCCAGCUGCUCAAGGCCACGGAGCCCGGGCUGUUCAGCGUGUGGGCUCACAAUGGCGAGGUGCGCACCUCCAGGCUGCUGAGUGAGCGCGAUGCUCCCAAGCACAGGCUGCUGCUGCUGGUCAAGGACAAUGGAGAUCCUCCAAGGUCUGCCAGUGUCACUCUGCAUGUGCUGCUGGUGGAUGGCUUCUCUCAGCCCUACCUGCCUCUGCCAGACGUGGCGCGCGACCUCGUGCAGGAUGAGGACGUGCUCACUCUGUACCUGGUCAUUGCCUUGGCUUCUGUGUCUUCCAUCUUCCUGUUGUCUGUGCUGCUGUUCGUGGGGGUGAGGCUGUGCAGGAGGGCCAGGGCGGCUUCUCUGGGUGGCUGUUCUGUGCCUGAGGGACAUUUUCCUGGCCACCUGGUGGAUGUCAGCGGCGCUGGAACCCUGUCCCACGGCUACCAGUAUGAGGUAUGCCUGACUGGAGAGUCAGGGAUAACCAGCGAAUUUAAGUUCCUAAAACCAAUUGUUCCCAACUUUCUAACCGAAAGCAUGGGGAGAGAAGCAGAAUAA